CUGGCUUAGCGGUUGGCCGAAUUGGCAGCUCGACGUGGACGCUCAGCGCCCAGCUCUCGAGAGUUCAAAAACGACGGUUCCCCACUGCUCCCAGGAGCGGUUACCUGGGCACUUUGUGCCCCUCAUUCCUGUCCGGGCCCAGGCCGAGGACCUGCCAGUAGGGCUCAGUUGCCUGGAGCCCGUUCAGCCCAUCCCCCAGUUCACUUUGCUUGUGGGAUCUCCCCGUUGCUCCUGCCCCUCGACUGAGUGGCAGGCCAUCCUACAAGCACCCAGACACUUGGCAUCAGUGCUGUCAAGACAACUGUAAGAAGGCUUUCCGUGAUCCUGCAAGCAGUGUGUUCCUUCCUGGUGAUCCUGACUUCAAUUUCAUGGCACAGGUACCACAGCAAGCCCGUGCCUUGUGCUCCGAGUUCCAGGGCAUCCUCCAGCUCAGCCACUGCACUGAGCACAAGGACUCUCUGUGGGGCCCAGGAGCAGGAAGUCACCCCUUUGGGGCCCACAACACCCGGCUGUCCCCACACUUGUGUCCAGGGAAGAUAGUGUUGAGGGCCCUCAAGGAGAGCGGGGCAGGGAUGCCUGAGCAGGACAAGGACCCUAGAGUCCAAGAGAGUCCUGAUUAUCAGAGAAGAGUCCCCGAGGUCACCGGGGAUGCACGGUCUGAAUUUAGGCCCCUGCGGGACAAUGGAGGCCUCUCUCCCAUUGUGCCCAGGCCUGGGCCCGUGCAGAGAGACCUCCAUGCCCAGAGGUCAGAAGUCACAUAUCACGAGAGAUCCCAGACCUCCUGGACGAGCUCGUGCACCAAACGCAAUGCCAUCUCGAGCUCCUACAGCUCCAUGGGAGGCUUCCCGUGGCUAAAGCGGAGGAGGGGGUCAGCCUCAUCCCACUGCCAGCUGACCAUCAGGUCCUCAAAGACAGCGAGUGAGGACAGGCCUCAGGCUGUCUCUUCGGGUCACACCCGGUAUGAAAAGGCAGCAGAUAUAGCACCAGGGCAGACACUCGCCAGGAAUGGCUCCCCCAGAUCCCAGGCGUCUAGGCCCCGUAGACGCAAGUUUCCCCUGCGGCCACGCAGGCGAGGGGAGCCCCUGAUGCUGCCGCCUCCCUUAGAGCUGGGGUUCCGGGUCACUGCUGAAGACCUGGACCGGGAGAAGGAGGCUGCGUUCGAGCGCAUCAACAGUGUACUGCGGGGCGAGCCCAAGGCCAUCUGGGACUGCAGACCCUCAUGGCCUGCCAACGCUUUGUCCUCACUUGCAACAGGGGCUUCUGGUCUGCCUGCUGUCUCUAAAGCACCCGGUAUGGAUGCACAGCAGGAGAGACACAAGUCCCAAGACUGCCUGGGCCCAGUGGCCCCCCUAACAUCUGCUGCAGAGGUCCCCUCCACAGCUCCUGUGUCUGGGAGGAAGCGCAGACCAUCAGGCUCCCUGUUCUCCUCCUCAGAUCCCCUUCCUGCCACCUCUUCCCACUCCCGGGACUCAGCCCAGGUCACCUCGCUGAUUCCUGUCCCCUUCCUAGCUGCAAGCAUGGAUGUGGGCAUGAGAAGCCCAAGGCCUGGCACUUCUGGAGCCAGUUCUAGCCCUCCAGCCACACCCAUGGAAAUCGACAGUACAGAGGUGGGCCCAGGUCUGCAUUCUGGAGCCAGUUCUAGCCCUCCAGCCACACCCAUGGAAAUUGACAGUACAGAGGAAACAUUUCAGUGCGUGUGUGACUUUGUCCCCGCGCUGGCUGGCCUCUCUGUACCAAGUGACCUCCAACCCGAUCCUGCUCCCUGUCUUCUGGCAGCUGCUCUGGGGAAGGGCGUUUUGGCCUCAAGGGCUUAG
Nomascus leucogenys (northern white-cheeked gibbon) is the source of this 1814-nucleotide messenger RNA. RefSeq names its product putative POM121-like protein 1. The record is from RefSeq and is a predicted model, not a curated record. NCBI's taxonomy places the organism in Eukaryota, Metazoa, Chordata, Mammalia, Primates, Hylobatidae.